CAUCUUCAGACAAGGUUGAUUCAGAAGACACUUNCUGCUGCUAUUGUCUGGCCAGUAUUCAACAGCCUUCAAGCUUUCUGGCCGGGACUUCAGGUUUUAGCUGGAGACGUUGAUCCGGCAAUCAGGACUCACACUGCCUUCUUUAGUGUCUGGAAACGAUAUGGUUUCACCCCUGAGGGUUUUAAUCUUGCUACACUUAGUGUCCAGUAUGGGCAAAAGAGUUAUCCACUAAGGCCUGAAUUAAUCGAGAGCACAUAUUGGUUGUACAAAGCUACCAGAGAUCCCAGGUAUCUUGAUGCAGGACGUGACUUUGUGGCUAGUUUGCAAUACGGGGCAAAAUGUCCUUGCGGUUAUUGUCACAUCACAGAUGUAGAACUUCAUAAGCAAGAAGAUCACAUGGAGAGCUUCUUCCUCGCAGAAACGGUAAAGUACUUAUGGUUACUCUUUGACUUAGCUGUUGACUCAGAUAACCUCGUCGACAAUGGCCCUUACAAGUACAUAUUUAGCACUGAAGGUCAUCUAUUACCGCUAACACCGCAAAUAUCUCUAGCUCGAGAACAUUGUUCGUACCUUGGUGGAUAUUGUUCAAGCAAUUCCACAAAACGAGAACAAGAAGUCCUUGAAGAAGAGAGUAGUAACGACGCUCGCAGUAACAUUUAUCCUUACCAUGAAUCUUUUCCAGUUACCGGUUUGAUUAAGGGUAUAUGUCCAGGACUAACACAUGCUCAGAAAUACGGUUUGUCUUAUGCUCUACCGGAGAAGACAGAUCGUGAAGAUGUUAAUCAAGCUAAACCAGUAACUACAAGCAGUUCGGUUGUGUUGAUCUCGAAUACAGUGGAAAAGAAACCACAGGUUGAUGAAGAAGGAUUUAGUUCUCAGUCCGAACCAAUUAUGACUAUUUCUGGUGGUAGUAGUAGCAACGACCAAACCAGUCAAGAGCUAACCUUGUUAGAGUCAGAAACUGAUGAUCGAAGACUAUACUCUUCUUAGUUUUCUAUCUGUCAAAAAGAAGAUUUAAAAAUACUACUUUUUUAGGAAUAAAUAGAUUUGAUAUUUGGUUUUUCGAUCUCA
Molecule: messenger RNA, 1071 nt
Organism: Camelina sativa (false flax)
Lineage: Eukaryota; Viridiplantae; Streptophyta; Magnoliopsida; Brassicales; Brassicaceae
Source: RefSeq, a predicted model, not a curated record